This is a messenger RNA of Drosophila guanche, 3157 nucleotides long. RefSeq names its product modifier of mdg4. Bases 465 to 2723 code for a protein of 752 amino acids. Gene Ontology annotation, cellular component: nucleus. NCBI's taxonomy places the organism in Eukaryota, Metazoa, Arthropoda, Insecta, Diptera, Drosophilidae. The record is from RefSeq and is a predicted model, not a curated record. Gene Ontology annotation, biological process: regulation of transcription by RNA polymerase II. Gene Ontology annotation, molecular function: protein binding. The transcript has 3 exons.
AUUUCACGCUUUGAUAAAAAUGUUUUAAAUCAAAAAGUGUUAAUUAAAGCCAAAAUCAAAAUCAAUGCGCCUGUGGACGGCGACGGCUCGAGAUCGUGCGCGCGAACGAAUAUUAACACAGCAGUCAAAUCAGUCAAACAAAAGAACAGAACAAACAAAUAUAUUGAACAGCAGCGGCGUGCGUGAGUGCGGAGUGGCGAGAGCGAAGUUUGCAUAUAUUUUGUAUUUAUGUUCUACCUGACAUUCGUGAAUGUAGCCACAAAGUGAACAAGCCGAGAAAUCACGGCCCAAAGCGAAUAAACAAGAAUCGUAAAAAGAGCGGCCACAAAGCGGAGCAUCGUCUGUAAAUUAAUAAAAACCAAAAAUUUGCGUUGUGUCCAAAAAAAAACCAACUGCUGGACAGGCAGCAGCAGCCCCCUUCAACCAAACGAAUUAAAUCCAAAAGCUGGCUAAACGGCAGCGCCAUGGAUGAUGAGUUCAAGCUCUGCUGGAAGAACUUCCAGGAAAACAUUGCCAGCGGUUUCCAGAACCUCUACGAUCGCGGGGACCUCGUGGACGUGACCUUGGCCUGCGACGGCAAGCUGCUGCAGGCACACAAGAUAGUCCUGGCCAUAUGCAGUCCCUACUUCCAGGAGAUCUUCACCAGCAAUCCCUGCCGACAUCCCAUAAUCAUACUCAAAGAUGUGAGCUUCAACAUAAUGCUGGAACUGUUGGAGUUCAUGUAUCAGGGCGUGGUGAAUGUGAAGCACACGGAGCUGCAGUCGUUCAUGAAGAUUGGACAGCUGCUGCAGAUCAAGGGACUGGCCACCAACUCCAAUUCCUCGCCGACGUCCAGUGCCUCGGAGAAGUCUGCUAGUCAAGCGCCCAACCACGGUCAGGGGGAUGAAUCGUCUCUCGGUAAUACCCACAACAAUAGCCACAGCAGCAACCAUCACAACACCAGCAACAGCACCAGCAACACCGCCAACAACAGCAGCAGCAACAACAUCACGAAUAACAGCAACAGCAGCAGUAACUCCAACAGCAAACCGGAUGCGGAUCAAAGUGAAGCCAAGGGCCAGAGCACGCAGAGCAACUCGCGGACCACAUCGCCAGGCGGUGCCAGCAGAGCCUCCAGUGAUGCCAGCCACAUGUACGCCCUGAACAAGCGACCAGCCCCGUCGGACUUCAGCAACGAUUCCCUAUCCAUAUACUCGGGCAAGCAGCUGCGGCGCUCCAUGAAGGAGCACACCGGUGUGGGACAGCACGAGGGCAGCAGCGACCAUGCGGAUAAUGGCGCCAGCCUGGAGAGCCCCCUGAAUACGGAGGAGUUCUUCCUGCCACCGAUUCCACACCUAUCGCUGGGCGAACCCCGAUACGACCUGGGCGGACUCAAGCGGGAACAGGAUGGACAUCAUGGACCGGGUGGCGGAGGAAGCGGUGGUAGUCUGAGCUCCUCGGCCUCCUCCUCGACGCCAGUCAAUUCCCUUCGCAAUCCCUUUGGGCCGGCCUUCAAUCUGGACUACAACUUCUACAAGCCGAGCGGCAAUCAAGGCGGCCCCAGCGGCAGCUCCAAUAAUGCAGGACCCGGUCCUAGUGGCAUCAGCAACAAUGGAUCCUCUGGCCUCGGCCCCGGCACCGGCCCUGAAUACCCGAAUGAGCUCUACAUGCCCAAUGAUUACUCCAAGAACUUUGCCAAUCACAUGGACAUUCCGUCAAAUGGCAGCAAUAUGGUGAUGCUGUCCACCACCUCGCUGCUCCAUGGCAACUGCGUGUUCAAUCGCAACAACACGGUGGCCACGCAGCAGGGCAUGAAGACGUACUGGCUGUGCAAGUCCUAUCGGAUCAGCAUGUGUCGAGCCCGCUGCAUCACCCAUCUCGGAAGAAUAAUCUCCGCCACGGGCGUGCACAACCACACGCCCCAUAUGCGCGGCAGCCAGGGAGCGGCAGCAGCAGCAGCAUCCGCUUCCGCGUCCAGUGGCGGCACUCCACCAGUUACGGUUUCGCUGGCAUCUCUUCCGAAUCAUAAUCAGCCCGGCGGCGGCUACUCCAUUGCGGAUGGGAGUCACAUUGGAGCGGAGCUGAACCACAGCGGCGCUCCUGCCAGUAGUCGGUUGGGUGCGGCAGGCAACAUGUUCGCCAAUCAGACGCCUCCCCCAGCGGCAGCCUCACAUCAUCACCAUCAUCUGGGCCAGCCGCUGCCCAACCUGCUGGUGCAGCAUCAUACAACGGCGACGCAUAUGGAGCAACACGGCGGCAUGGGGAGUGGAGCGCCGCCCUCGAAUAUCAUGCACAAUCCCAACCUGAUGCAUCUGCCCAUGCAGCCGCAAGGCCAUCACCACCACCACCAACAGCAGCAGCAACAACAACAACAGCAGCACUCUCCACACACGCAUCAUGCUUCAGGAGCACCGCCAGCGCCUACUUCUCAGCAUCAUUUGGAGCUGGGAGGAGGACAGGGCGUGCUCCUUUCACCCGCUCAUAUGCAGCAGAGUCCGCAAUCGAAUCGAAGCAGCCACUCAAUGCAUGCACAGGAAUCGCCGCUAGGCAUGAAGAGUCCGCCCCCACCGCCCGUAGAGGAGCAGCAUCAGCAACAACAACAACAGCAGCAGCAGCAGCGAGUGGACAUCAGCUCAAGUGCCGAUGGGUCAGCGGAGAGUGCCGCCCCGGGGACGGCGCAUGUCAUCAACUCCAUUACGAUAUCCCCCAGCAGCAGGCACAGCUUCAAGAUGGAGAACAUGUAAAGGAGCUCCGCUCUUGGAGGAGCUCUCAGCUUUAAUGAGAAGUAAUUUAUUGCGGCUGGAGCCGCGUAGCUAGUGUCUGUAGUAGAAAUUGAAUUUGAUUCGAAUCUUCCCACGUGUACAUACUGUUUGAUGUGUAUAUCCCGUUUGAUAAACUAAUUCAAAAUGAUAAACUAAUAGCAUUCACCCAGCAGAGGGCGCUGUGGAAUGAGUUCCAGAUUAACCCGCAACAGCGGGUGCAUUAAUUUUGGACUUGUUCCACGGCGCUGGGCGUCUAUAUUGUAUGGGUAUGCUAAGGGUAUGCUCUAUCUCCACUAACCCUCUGUUACGACAGGUAAGUCCGAUCUGCAUGACACCUACACCCACACACACACACUUACAUACAAUAAUUGGGCUCAUUCGUGUACGUCCUGGCAUCCCAAAAACCAUAACCUCAA